ACAUGAAGCCUGUCAAUGAAAAGAAAACAGGUACGAAAAUAGUCGAAGAAAGUUUUUCGACCACGAAAGGCGUUCAUCCAGGAUUUCCUUCCGACUGUCAUACAUAUACUGAUAUUUGUAUAUUUCGGCGAGGGACCGGUCAAUGAUCAAUCCGCUGGCCUGCGUGUAAAUCCCGUACAAUAUCAACCGUGAUCUCAGAUCACGCAGAGGUUUUUUUUAACAGAUACGGGUUGUUACGCUUAAAAUAGACCUACUUCUUAAAUUUAAUAGAUUGGAGCUACGCUUGAUUCAACAAGUUCAAUGGAAGCGUGGAAACACAUGACCUCGCGUGCUAUCGUGAUACAAAACUGACUUACUAAACAUGACAUAUGAUCGUUAUUGACAAGUGAGAAAACGGGGAAGAUAACAUUCCAUUUCAAAGGGAUCCAGUAUGAGUAACACAUAUGAAGAUCCAGCAUCACGUCCACUAUUUGGUGACCCACAGCCAAGGGAUCGCAUGCUGAACCUUGUUGUCGCGGUAUUUACCAGUAUUAUAGUAGCAGUUACUUUGGUCAGUGCGUUCAUCUUUCCAAAAUGGCCGCCUGAUGGAACCAACGUUUUCUUUGCCAUCAUUAUAGUUUUGAUCUGCGCUUCACAUUUGCUUUUGAUUUACUGGUACAGACAAGGUGACCUUGAGCCAAAGUUUCGGACCAUGAUCAUUUACAACGCAUUCACCAUCAUUUUGCUAUGUGUGUGUGGUAAUUUAUACAUUCAUGGAGUCGGGAUAGAAAAGACUGGCAAAUAAACAAUCAGGAAAAUAUCACGAGAGACAAUGUCCAUUGUUUGUGUACAAUGUAUAAAUAUGGCAUGAAAGUCAAAGACUUUUUUGGCAAAGAGGAUUUUCUUCUUUUUUUUUUCUUUUUUAUGUACACACACCUUGCAAGUUUGAUUUUAUCAUUGCUUUAGAUUCUGUCGAGUGUUGUUCAUUCUAGUUUUAACUUUCUUGUGUUAUUUCUCCAUAAUAAGAAUAAAUUAAUCAUAAUUGAAAAUAUGAACAUUCAUAGUACUGUGAACGUAAUAAAGAAAAGAGUUCUGUUGGGUGAAAGCAUGGUGUAGGAUGAAAGAUUUAAUCGGAAAUAUUGUGUCAUAAACUAUGAAUUGUUUUUGUAAUACGUUGACAGUAAAUGUUAAUAAGAUACAUAUUCUGUAAAUCACUUAAAUUUCACGAAUACUUUAUUUAAUACUUCAGACAUAUUCGAAAAUACAUGAUUUUGCAAACACUGAUCUAGAAAUGACUUUAAAAUCACAAAUGAUGAGCUAUUGGAUUCAUGGACUCUGCAAGACUCCUAUAUCGCUAACCAAUAGCAUAGUUGCCAUACAGAGUAGUUAUCUUCGAACAAAUAUUCGCAAUAGAUUUUGAUUAUUAGUGAUUGACUCUCCUCAGAUAUUAACACAAAAAUUAACUUAAUACGAAAUAUAUGAGAUUUACAGAAGUUCUAUCUAAAGAAUGUAGUGUUUCAUUCUCCACAGUAAGUAUGUCUGUCUGUACAUAUGUAUAACCAUUGCAUCUUAUUUCUGAUUUAUUUAUUGUUUUAGUCGAGUGUCACCUGUUAAUAGUGUGCUAUAACAUGUACUUGUAACUUGAGAUGUAAAUUGCAGUCAUCCAGGAGUGUGCUAUAUAUACCUCCUGUUUCAGGAGUACAUUCCUACCGUUAUGCUGUAAAUGACCAAAAAAAUAUAUUUUUAUGUAAAUUCUCUGAGAUUAUCAAUAGCUUAUUCAGAUAUCUUGAAAAUCCUUUAUAAGUUAAUAACUGUAGUGCUUUCAAGAAUUAGUUUCUAUUUUUACUAGUCAGUCUAAUACUUCUCUCAAAUUUGACGGGAGUAUCAUGGUAUAUAUGCCUCCAUCUGUCUGUCUGGCAUAAGUUUGUUUGGAGGUCUCCUCCUAUAACUUUUGACUGAUCUCUGUGAAACUUGGUGGGCUUUAUAACCAUGAUAUUUAGUUGUAACGCCAUUUUGAUUUGACUAUUUUUGCAGAAGUUAUUGCCCUUUGUUUAUAUCAGUAUUUGAUUUUUGUCAGGAAGUCUCCUCCUACAUUUUUCAGCUGAUUUCUUUGAAACUUGGGAGGCGAUAUAACCAUGAGAUAUAGUUGUGUUUCCCUGAGAGGCAUUAUCAUUUGACCAUUUUGGAAAAGGUAUUGUGCUGGUGUUUGAUUUUUUUCCCCUCAAAAUCCUACAUUUUUCGAAGGAUUUCUUUGAAACAUUGUACGCUUUUUAAUAUUGAUAUCAUGUUUAAUGAGUUGGAGACUACUUCAGUAACUCCUGAUUAAUGGUAUUUCUCAAAGUGUUAGAAAAUUUAACAUUCACGACUUUCAUGACUUUGUAGUGAAAGGUAAGG
This is a messenger RNA of Pecten maximus, 2373 nucleotides long. Its product is annotated as transmembrane protein 243-like. The transcript has 4 exons. The record is from RefSeq and is a predicted model, not a curated record. Bases 431 to 784 code for a protein of 117 amino acids. NCBI's taxonomy places the organism in Eukaryota, Metazoa, Mollusca, Bivalvia, Pectinida, Pectinidae.